CCCUUGGCCAAUGUGCUAUCAAAUCAAUUUGACUAUCGGCCGGUUGCAAUGGUCAGUGCUCUUCUCUCCAGCCUCAUUCUGGUGGGUAGCGCAUUUCUCAAGAACCUCAGAGCUUUUGCUCUUCUCUUCGGCAUUUGUGGAGUUAAAGGUCAAGUCAUUCUCCAGGAGGCGGUCAAGGCACAGUUUGCCUUGGAUACGAGGGGUUGCGGUAGUCAGUCAGCCAGCCACCCUGUCACUCCCUAUCUCAAUCCUGUGAAUGGUGAUUUGGUGUUGUUGUGUUAA
Molecule: messenger RNA, 282 nt
Organism: Hydatigera taeniaeformis
Lineage: Eukaryota; Metazoa; Platyhelminthes; Cestoda; Cyclophyllidea; Taeniidae
Source: the annotation of a GenBank genome assembly